AUGUAUUCCGACAGCGCCAGAUAUAACAAUAGCUAUGAUAGAAGAAGAUCCAGAUCAAGGAAUGGAAGACUUCCUCGUUACGAUUCCUCCUCCAGCGACGAUGAAUGCAACAGAAGACGAUCAAGAAGUCCCUACUGUGACCGCUGUGACUUUGAUUAUGAGGGAAAAAAAUCUAGAUUUCGAGCCAGGGAAAGGAGUGUUCAUUGUUAUCAAUCUCGGCCCAGUGAACGUCAAAGAGAAGACGACCGGGCUGAUUAUUACCAUUCAUCUGGAGAUAGAAAUCGACACGAUUCUCGAGGAAGAUAUGCGAAAAGUUCUCGUGACGAAAAGUACUCUAAUUACUAUCAAAGAACUUCUUACAAACAAGGCACAAAGAGAAAACGCUCUCAAGAAAGUUAUAUGGCCAAAGGUCGAAACGAACAUUCCUAUAAUGCCAGUCAAAAAUAUUCUAAAGAAAUAAAUGCGACAAGUUGUCGAAACGCUCAAUCAUUUAAUUACAACGAAAGAACUUCCUAUAAACAGCAAGUUCCAAACGAAACGACAAUACGUGAAAAACGUGAAAGCAAAAAAAGAAAACGUGAUGAGAAUGACAGUCCAUACGAUACUCAUCACACAAAAGUUACAAACUUCCUCAACAGAUCCCCCAGUAAAUCCAAAUCGGAAGAGUCCUCGGAUGACGCUGUAAGUCAAAAUAACCGCAUGAGCGAGGACAUAAAAUCACUCAGCGAUAUUGAAAAAGAACAUGCUGAAUAUUUGAAAAUAGAAAUUGAGGAAUUCAAAAAAAGGCAACCACACAUUACGAAGUACGCGAUGAUUUUCUCACCGCAAACUUCAAAAAUGAAGCCUAGGUCGGCGUUGGUUUGCGUCUGCUUCAUCUGGCUGAUACCUCUACUGAUUUUCGUACCCUGGGUUGAUGUGUACAUUGAGAAAAUCCACACGAUAAAUAUUAGUCGAUUUGGUGGUGUAUCAAUACUUUGUACAACUUUGGCAGCCCAAUUCAUCAGCCUUUGA
Helobdella robusta is the source of this 1011-nucleotide messenger RNA. RefSeq lists its product as hypothetical. Bases 1 to 1011 code for a protein of 336 amino acids. NCBI's taxonomy places the organism in Eukaryota, Metazoa, Annelida, Clitellata, Rhynchobdellida, Glossiphoniidae. The transcript has 3 exons. The record is from RefSeq and is a predicted model, not a curated record.